AUGACCUAUCUUCUGUUUGCGUUGCGGAGUUUCGGAAUAUCGGGGUUAAAUUUCGAGAAACCCAAGUCAAUGGAAGUUGUGCAGUUUCUUUUCCAGAAUUCGUCGAGUUCAAAUUAUUCUAUUAAUUCUUCCUUUUUACUUGAUGCCUUAAAGCAGCUUAGGGAAGAUGGUCAAUUUUGUGAUUUUGUUAAAAAUAAUUUGUCACAGUACGGACUUACUACAGAGUAUCUCUUUUCCUGUCUUGAACGUAUUACGCAAAAUGAUUACCUCCCCACCCGAGAUGACAUCUUGAACAUCAAAUGUGGACAAAUGGGCUUACAUGAGGAAAUAAUUACCCGUGAUAAAUUAUCCUUCAGAUUUGUAAUGCCUGCAAUGAGUCGAUCGAGGUUAUCAAAAUUCGCAUACUAUUUUGAUGAUGUCGAUGCCAUUAUAUUUGUGGCAUCUCUUUCUGAUUAUGAUGUCAAUCCGAAACUUCGGGAAGACAUGGACUUCUUUGCAUCGAUUUGCAAUAGUAAAUGGUUCGCCAAGUGCACAUCCAUCUUCCUCAUUCUCAACAAAUUUGACAUUUUUCAGAAGAAGCUGCCCACCUCACCUUUGAAAACAUGCUUUCCUGACUACAGAGGUAUGUCUAAUUAA
Molecule: messenger RNA, 636 nt
Organism: Rodentolepis nana
Lineage: Eukaryota; Metazoa; Platyhelminthes; Cestoda; Cyclophyllidea; Hymenolepididae
Source: the annotation of a GenBank genome assembly